Mycena indigotica is the source of this 657-nucleotide messenger RNA. Its product is annotated as C6 finger domain. The transcript has 3 exons. Gene Ontology annotation, biological process: regulation of DNA-templated transcription. Bases 1 to 657 code for a protein of 218 amino acids. Lineage: Eukaryota; Fungi; Basidiomycota; Agaricomycetes; Agaricales; Mycenaceae. The record is from RefSeq and is a predicted model, not a curated record. Gene Ontology annotation, molecular function: DNA-binding transcription factor activity, RNA polymerase II-specific; zinc ion binding.
AUGAACAGAGGUAGAGAUGCGAGCUUAAAGUUAACGAUUCAAGGGUAUCGAUAUAGAGAGGGUCAAAACAAUUUCAAGAUAUCGACUCUCAUAAGCGGCUCAACGCAGGAUGAAACAGCUUUCAAGCUACACGUAGUACCGACUCGUACAAUAUUUAAACCAGUGGCCACUCAGUCAAGUUUGUCAGCACACAGACCAAUUCCAAUGCCCAAACUGCUCCAAGGAAACUUCAAGCUCAAGAAGGAAAAGAAGGACAUGUCUUCUUCGAGGACAUCGCGGUCUAUGGUGGCAUGCAUGAAAUGCCGGCGAGUCAAGGCAAAGUGCGCGCAGUCGGAGAACCCACCGCAGAGCGCAUGUGCUCGGUGCCGCUUGCAAAACAUCACUUGCGAAUAUCCUUUGGCGGAAGAUCCACGCAACUACGAGGACAAUGUCGCGCCAUCGAGUAGCCUCACCAGUAGUCGAAUGCGGAUCCCAGGCCCACAGAGGCCGCCUGUCAAGCAGCGAGGAAAUGGUUCUGUUCUCCCAUACACUGGUCCGCCUCCACCAGCCACACCACCACGAUACUCUUCGAGUGAGGGGAGGCCAUAUCCGAACUUGGGACUGGGUCCGUCUACUAGUAGCGAACCGUCUACGUUACCCUGGCAGCGGUCCUCCUAG